GAAAUGAAUACACGAUAAAGAGUACAAUGGCGUGCCGUCUGGUCCCGUUGCAAGGGCAUUACGAAGGCACGUCGCUUCUUUCAUUCUUACCGUCAUGGCCAGUAAGCAGCUCGGGAAAUUGAGGCAGUGGGCUGGCGAGAAGAUAUCCUCGCGAGACAAGACCAUCGUCGCAGAUGAGUUCAAAGACAUCGAGCAGGACAUCGAGCUUCGAAAAGAAGGGAUCCUAAGGCUGCAGGCAGCUUCAGAAGAUUACCAUCAUGUGCUUUCCAAGAAGAAGGAAUCGACCGUAGCACAAGAGAUGGAUAAACUUAUGCCGCUCGAUACAUUGGGAAUUGUAAUGAUCUCCCAUGGGGACGAGUUUGGAGAUGAUUCUGCUUUCGGGACGUCACUGGUCAAGUUGGGCAGAGCCCAUUGCAAAGUUGCUACCCUGCAGGAGGCGUACGGUUUGACGUUUCAAGAUACCUUUAUCACCUCCUGCCAGAACUUCCUUCAAGACAUUAAGGAUUAUGAACACCAGCGCAAGAAGCUGGAGAGCAGGAGGUUGAGCUAUGACGCAGCUAUCACUAAGCUGGAGAAGAUCAAAAGCAACAAGAAGGAAAAAGAAAAAGAGAGGCGGGAAGCAGAGGAUGAGCUCCAACGAAGCCGUCUGCGCUACGAAGAAACCUCUGAAGAUGUGCGCUCCAGAAUGCAGGCCAUUCAAGAAAACGAGAUACAGCAACUUCGAGAGUUGACGUCGUUUUUGGAUCUCGAGCUCAAUUUCGCCAAGCAUUACUACGAAGUGUUGCAGGAUGUGAAAGCAAACUGGUGUGACGAGUCCACUCUGGCGAAGUUUGAGACUCAACGCAAGAGCGUUCAGCCUCAUGUCUUUUCACGCGCCAAUGAAGAUCCUAAAUUUCGUUCUGUGCGCUCCAAGCGGUCCACAAUUUCCAAUGCAUCUGGUGUAGUAGCUUCAUCCAAUGGUUCUGACGAGGAUCAUCCGCCCCCUAUGCCCACGCGCCGGAAGUCGGACGCAGGGAAUAAGAUUAUCUCACGACCAUCGUCUCAGGCGUCUCGUAAACGUUCCGACAGCAAUGCCACACGGAAACGUGCCGACAGUGAUGUCACAGCUGAUGCCCCAGAGACCCCCAAGGGAGACAAGUCGGGCAAGAGGAUGAACGUUACUGGUUGGGCGUCGAGCGCUAUGAGCUCGGUGACGGGAAGAGGGAAGAAAGAUAGAGAUAACUUUGCAACCCUUACCAACGAAGACGACCCUGAGGCAGAUAGCGUCGACUCUCCUCGUCCUCCAAGCUCUCGGUCCUUUUCUCGUAAAUCACCUAGCUCGAAGGUGAAAGAACUGUUAAAUGGGUCACCCAAAAUGCCGAUUCAGAUCAUGAAGCCACCUUCCCAACACGAACCAAAGCUUGUCCGGGCGUUACAUGACUUCACGGGUUCAUCGGAUGAACUCACCUUUAAGGCCGGUGACGAAAUCACUGUGAUUCAUGAAGUCCUGGAUGACUGGUGGCUCGGCGCUCUACCAGACGGUCGCAAGGGAUUGUUCCCCACUACAUAUACAGAAACCAUUUCACAGUCGUCACUAUCUUAUCAAGGCUCGGUGCAGUCAUCUGAAGACGAACUGCAUCGUGCUGCCGCAAGCGAGGAUAGCGAGGACGAUGUCGGGAACCUUCUCGGAGGUCGUGCCAGGGACACAAGCCAUCUAUCAUCUGGAUAUGGCUUUGAUACGGAGAGUAUUGCCAGUACCGUGCCUGAAGAUGAGGAAGAGUCGAGAUUAGUGCCGGCGAAAGUUAUCGAAGAAGAUUUUUUCUAUAUGCCGCGUGGCGCAUCUCCACAACUGCUUGCACCUUCCAUCUCGAACGGCCGAACGGCCUCUGAUAUCAGCUUUGCAAUCAAGCGCGCUCCUCCCCUCCCUCCGCCACGUCGAUCAUCGACUAACACGGCUGCUCCCCCGCUACCUCGCCGGAAUUCUCUCAAGCCCCAAUCACAAUCUAAUAGUCCCUGUACUCCGGCAUCUGCAUAUCUGACGCCAGCGUCUUCGGCCAGCAGCAUGCAAGGACCAAAUGUCUCGCCCUUUGACAGCCUGUUGGAUGUAUCUUCCACCUAAAGCCGGUACCCAGUGACCCAGUCGUUGUUUCCGAUUCUGUGUGGGGGCCUUGUAUGAUCUCAUUUCUCCAUGCUCCAUUUCGUAGAUCAGCAACAAUCUGUUGCUUCACUAAAUAUGCGCUGGUUGGCUGUGUUGCUGUGACUGAUCUGUCUACAGCAGGCGGAUUCCGAGUUCCACUGGGGGCUCCUCUGGGCCAAAUUCGACUGUUAUCUUCUCGUUGCGUGCAUUUUUCGAUACAAGCUUUCGGAUAUCUUGCAUCGGUGUUAACCACAAACGUAUUAUCAUUGGGUAUGAAGAAUUCAUGUUGGUUGGGAAUCGGGACGUCGCUACACUGUGAUCUUUGGGUAAUCUAAGCACUAAUAUACGCCGUGCUUUUAUGAUCA
Messenger RNA from Suillus paluster, 2481 nucleotides. RefSeq lists its product as uncharacterized. Bases 95 to 2098 code for a protein of 667 amino acids. Gene Ontology annotation, biological process: plasma membrane tubulation; actin cortical patch localization; endocytosis. The record is from RefSeq and is a predicted model, not a curated record. Gene Ontology annotation, molecular function: protein binding; lipid binding. NCBI's taxonomy places the organism in Eukaryota, Fungi, Basidiomycota, Agaricomycetes, Boletales, Suillaceae. Gene Ontology annotation, cellular component: mating projection tip; actin cortical patch; Rvs161p-Rvs167p complex. The transcript is spliced from 8 exons.